Psylliodes chrysocephalus is the source of this 1478-nucleotide messenger RNA. The record is from the annotation of a GenBank genome assembly. NCBI's taxonomy places the organism in Eukaryota, Metazoa, Arthropoda, Insecta, Coleoptera, Chrysomelidae.
GUCGUUUUUACUAUUAAUAUAAUAAUAUAUAAUAAUAAUAAUUAGUCGGUAGUUUCUGUUUUUUUACUCCGUACGCUGUUAGAAUUUCCCCUCUAGAUUUUUCUUAAACUUAAAUUAAACGCGUAGUUAAUAAAAAAAAGGAAAGCUUCCUUUACAAGACUUUAUUAAAUAAUGCGAUAGCCAUAACGUUCAGAGUAGAGGGCCUGCGCUUCUCUAACCAGUAAUUAACUGGCAACUUUCAGCUUGUACGGACCGACGUUUCAGUUUCAAAUCGGCAAUUUGCAGUCGCAGUCCUGAAACCGUUUCAGAACGAUCGAAAAAGUUGAGCGAUUUAAAUCGUAUACGCGCUUUUCGGCGGGUUAUCAAAACAAAGAAGAUAACAGGAAACGAAUAAAGAUAAAUUACUCUGAACUCUCGAAAAAAGAUCCUUUGAAGACAGCUGUUUAGAAAAAUAUAGAAGAGACAAAAAUAUUCGGCAAUUGGCAAACAAAUGAUACUUAAUUUAGUGAUGGCCGGGUUCUACAAAUUUUCUUAUAAUAAUGACCCCUAAAUAAUCAACUGAGUUCACAGAAUGAGUCCAGGAUUGUAUUGGCCGAAAGGAUCGGCUAUUGAAGUAGUUUUGAUUGUGUUAAUGUUGAAUUAUGUUACAGAGAUAACGGGAUUUCGUCUGACCAAUAUGACUGUUCCUGACUUGGUGGAUCCCAGAGAAAAUCUGGAACUUGGCUGCUACUUUGACAUUGGCAACGAAGAAUUAUACGCUCUCAAAUGGUAUAAGGACGGAAAUGAAUUUUUUAGAUAUAUGCCUCAGGAAGAUAGAAAAAUGAGGUAUUUUCCAGUUUUCGGAGUAUUCGUUGAUGAUCAAAAGUCUAGUUGCGAUAAUAGUCAUUGUAAACUCACACUCAAAAAAUUAUCCAGAGAAGAAAGCAGCGGGUCUUACCGAUGUGAAAUAUCCAGUGAAGCACCCUCUUUUAGAUUAGCGUCGGAUACUCAUAAUGUUAUAGUGGCAGCUGUACCUAGAGAGAAUCCAAAAAUAGAGGGUUUAGAGUCUUAUUACUCCGAAGGUGAUAUCCUGUCUGCAAACUGUACAUCAGAUUUUGGUGAUCCAGCUCCCACAUUGAGGUGGUAUGUCGACGAUGAGCCGAUUAUCCCAGUAUCCAGACCCACAUACAUAUCAAGAGCCUCAGAUAUUCUUGUCGCCCAAUCCAUAUUAUUGGAAAUGAUGGUUGCCAAUGUGUCCAAAGCAACUCUGAACAUUGCCUGCGAUUCUUCAAUUAUUGGAGUGCCCUUUGCUCCUCAGCAUACCAUGGUGGUGGUAGCUUUAAGAUCAACCAAAGACCCAGGGGUGUCUCAUAACGAAAUACUACAACGAUGGUACAGUCCUUAUUUCUACAGCAGUGCAAUAUUACCAAGUUUAUCACAUCAACUAGUUUUGUCAAUUAUUCUUGUAGUUGUUGUAAGAUGGCCUCUAGAACACUAAA